UUGCGUGGUUAUCUUUCACGAAUUUCUUAACCAGGUCUUGUCAUUUUUCCUUGUUCCCGAUAUAAACGAAAAUGUUGGAAAAUUCAGUGACCACAGUUGCGACAGUUGAAUCCAACCCCGCCCCAGGGGGUGUAGCGCUUGUCAAUCACUACAUGACAACACGACAUGGUGACCCAACAGAUUUAGUUGAACUCGCUAAAGUAGUGCAGAGGGCAGAUGAAAGUGUGCGGGCGAAUGCUUCCAACAAACUGACAGUAAUAGCUGAACAGAUUCGAUAUUUGCAGGAACAGGCAAAAAAGGCCUUGACAGAGGCGAAAAGAGAUAAUGAUCUUCAUCAUGCUGCAUGUAAUAUGGUAAAGCGUCCAGGAACCAUUUAUCACAUGUAUGAGAAAGAAUCGGGGCAAAAAUAUCUGUCAAUAUUAUCACCACAGGAAUGGGGUUCGAGCUGUCCACACGAGUACCAUGGUGCUUUCAAACUCAACUACGACUAUUCUUGGACGCCAUUUGAAGACGUUCCCAAGCGUGAAGAAAACGACGCCUUGAUUAAUAAAAUCAUCAACGCCAAGUAUGCGCUGCCAGAUUGUACGAAACCGAAUUUUGAGGGAAUUCGCAAAUCGCAACCAGAAAUCGAACAGAUUGAUGAUGAGAAAUGAAAAGUAUCAGAAAUGAGGACCAUACUGUGAUAAUCGGCAGCAGUUUAUUAGAGGCAGUAUUAAUCUUGUCUAUUACCCCAUACAUCCUAUGAGCACCAAGCUAAAGGAUAGUGCAUAUGUAUUGCAUAAAUUUUCCUGGUUCUCCUCAGGUUCCUUAUAAACAUAGGUCAGCGCUACUUGAUUAUGCUUGGUGCACUGAGAUAAAAUGGCUGUGGUUUUAUUAAUAGAAUGUUUGAUCAGUUAGACAGUGCUGAUCAGGUAUACACAUCUGCUGGUAUAGUUACAGUGAGAUGAAUUCUGCCAUUAAUCAACUGCUGUUAUCGGGCAUGAACAUUGGUGACAGGUGAUAUAAAAAAAACAUUGGCUCAAUGUCAAUUUUCAGGGAGUAUAUAAAACAGGUUUUUUUGGACAUAAAAUGUAGCAUGUGGAAAUUUUGGUUGCAUCUUAUAGAUGAUUUUGAAGUUCAAGUAGUGCCUAAAUCAAUUGAAGAAUAUUUUCAAAUUGUCGGAUCAAAACUUUCGUCCCAGGAAUAUUUGAAAUUUCCAUCUGGACUUGAGCUUGAGGUGGAAAUAAUGGAGGCGUAUUCCAAGUCUGGGGGGGGGCUUGCUCCCGAUGAGACAAGACCACCAUUGAAUAAUCAUAGGUUGGAGGAUCCAAACCUAUCAAUUACAUGUGUGUAGGUUUUUAACUGUAAAGUCUGUUGGAGAAUAGGUUUGAGUUGAUUGACUGAUUGUGAAAAUUGUAGAUAAAUGAUGUAAAUGAGUGCGUAUUGACAUGGUUCCACAAGUAUCUGAUCAGAGGUAAGGAAUGAUAAUAUAAAGUUCUCUUGCAUGUUUAUUAGAGCAAAAUAAAUUGACAAGAUUUUAA
Molecule: messenger RNA, 1520 nt
Organism: Lineus longissimus
Lineage: Eukaryota; Metazoa; Nemertea; Pilidiophora; Heteronemertea; Lineidae
Exons: 4
Coding region: 72-653 (193 amino acids)
Source: RefSeq, a predicted model, not a curated record